Molecule: messenger RNA, 1020 nt
Organism: Hypoxylon trugodes
Lineage: Eukaryota; Fungi; Ascomycota; Sordariomycetes; Xylariales; Hypoxylaceae
Product: alcohol dehydrogenase
Exons: 2
Coding region: 1-1020 (339 amino acids)
Molecular function (GO): oxidoreductase activity; zinc ion binding
Source: RefSeq, a predicted model, not a curated record
AUGGCUACGCUACCGAAGACUUACAAAGCUGCUGUUAUUGAGGCUACGGGUAAACCUCCUGCGAUCAAGGAUAUUGAGCUUAAACAACCUGGACCGGGUCAAGUUCUUGUUAAGGUGCUUGCCUGCGGUGUCUGUCACUCAGAUGCCCUUUUGCAACAAGGUCACUUGGGUGAUUUAUUCCCCCGGAUUCCAGGCCACGAGAUCAUUGGUGAUGUCGUCGCUGUCGGCAGCAACGUGACUAGAUUCAAAGGUGGCGAGAGAGUUGGUGGUGCUUGGCAUGGAGGUCACGACUCAACCUGCCGUUCCUGCGCCCGCGGGCAAUUCCAAUGCUGCGAGAACCAGCAAAUCAACGGCAUCACGCUGGACGGUGGGUAUGCGCAAUACACCCUAAUCCGGGAAGAAGCCGUAGUCCGGGUCCCCUCCGACGCAGACCCCGUCGAAACCGCGCCUUUACUAUGCGCCGGCGUCACCGUCUUCAACGGGAUGCGCAAACUCCACGUAGAACAAGGCAACACCGUCGCAAUCCAAGGCGUCGGGGGUCUAGGCCACCUAGCGAUCCAAUACGCAAGUCGCAUGGGGUACCACGUCAUAGCUCUCAGCUCCGGGUCUUCAAAGCGGGAGUUUGCGGAAAAGUUAGGCGCGCAUGUGUAUAUUGACACGAGUAAAGAAGACGCGGUUAAGGCGUUGCAGAAGAGGGGGGGUGCGGCUUUGAUCGUGGCUACGGCGCCGAAUGCUGAGAUUAUAAGUCCGCUUGUGGGUGGCCUGCAGACGGGUGGCAAGUUAUUGGUUCUGGCGCCUGUGGGACCGGUCGCGUUUAAUACUGGGUUGAUGGUUAAUAAGGCCGCUUCGGUGCAUGGGUGGCCUAGUGGGCAUGCUAUUGAUUCUGAGGAGGCUAUUCAGUUUGCGCGGGAUCAUGGUGUUAAGUGUAUGGUUGAGAAGUUUAAGUUGGAGGAUGCUGGGAAGGCGAUGCAGGCUUGUGUAGAGAAUAAAGUGCGCUUUAGGAGUGUGUUGGUGUUGUAG